Messenger RNA from Nyctereutes procyonoides (raccoon dog), 4251 nucleotides. It is a transcript of the gene TP63, whose product is annotated as tumor protein p63. Bases 137 to 1897 code for a protein of 586 amino acids. Gene Ontology annotation, cellular component: nucleus. Gene Ontology annotation, molecular function: protein binding; RNA polymerase II cis-regulatory region sequence-specific DNA binding; DNA-binding transcription factor activity, RNA polymerase II-specific. The transcript is spliced from 12 exons. Gene Ontology annotation, biological process: apoptotic process; regulation of transcription by RNA polymerase II; protein tetramerization. Lineage: Eukaryota; Metazoa; Chordata; Mammalia; Carnivora; Canidae. The record is from RefSeq and is a predicted model, not a curated record.
GAAAGAGAGAGAGGGACUUGAGUUCUGUUAUCUUCUUAGUAGAUUCCUAUUGUCAGGGUCUCAGAGGGGGUGGGGGGGUUGGAAAAUCCUGGAGCCAGAAGAGAGGACAGCGGCAUUGAUCAAUCUUACUGCUAACAUGUUGUACCUGGAAAACAAUGCCCAGACUCAAUUUAGUGAGCCACAGUACACGAACCUGGGGCUCCUGAACAGCAUGGACCAGCAGAUUCAGAACGGCUCCUCGUCCACCAGCCCCUACAACACAGACCACGCGCAGAACAGCGUCACGGCACCGUCGCCCUACGCGCAGCCCAGCUCCACCUUCGACGCGCUGUCCCCGUCCCCCGCCAUCCCCUCCAACACCGACUACCCGGGCCCGCACAGCUUCGACGUGUCCUUCCAGCAGUCCAGCACCGCCAAGUCGGCCACCUGGACGUAUUCCACUGAACUGAAGAAACUCUACUGCCAAAUUGCAAAGACAUGUCCCAUCCAGAUCAAGGUGAUGACCCCACCUCCUCAGGGCGCUGUCAUCCGUGCCAUGCCUGUCUACAAGAAGGCUGAACAUGUUACUGAAGUGGUGAAACGGUGCCCCAACCAUGAGCUGAGCCGUGAAUUCAAUGAGGGACAGAUUGCCCCUCCUAGUCAUUUGAUUCGAGUAGAAGGGAACAGCCAUGCCCAGUAUGUAGAAGACCCCAUCACAGGAAGACAGAGCGUGUUGGUACCUUAUGAGCCACCCCAGGUCGGCACCGAAUUCACGACGGUCCUGUACAAUUUCAUGUGCAACAGCAGUUGUGUUGGAGGGAUGAACCGCCGUCCAAUUUUAAUCAUCGUUACUCUGGAAACCAGAGAUGGGCAAGUCCUGGGCCGACGCUGCUUUGAGGCCCGGAUCUGUGCUUGCCCAGGGAGAGACCGGAAGGCGGAUGAGGACAGCAUCAGGAAGCAGCAGGUGUCGGACAGCGCAAAGAACGGUGACGGUACGAAGCGCCCUUUUCGUCAGAACACACAUGGCAUCCAGAUGACAUCCAUUAAGAAACGGAGGUCCCCAGAUGAUGAGCUGUUAUACUUACCAGUGAGGGGCCGCGAGACCUAUGAGAUGCUGCUGAAGAUCAAGGAGUCCCUGGAGCUCAUGCAGUAUCUGCCUCAGCACACGAUCGAGACAUACAGGCAGCAGCAGCAGCAGCAGCACCAGCAUUUGCUGCAGAAACAGACCUCGAUGCAGUCUCAGUCUACGUACGGCAACAGCUCCCCACCUCUGAACAAAAUGAACAGCAUGAACAAGCUGCCGUCCGUGAGCCAGCUGAUCAACCCGCAGCAGCGCAACGCGCUCACUCCCACCACCAUCCCCGACGGCAUGGGAGCCAACAUUCCUAUGAUGGGCACCCACAUGCCAAUGGCUGGAGACAUGAAUGGACUCAGCCCCACCCAGGCCCUCCCUCCCCCACUCUCCAUGCCAUCCACCUCCCACUGCACUCCCCCACCUCCGUACCCCACAGAUUGCAGCCUUGUCAGUUUCUUAGCGAGGUUGGGCUGUUCAUCAUGUCUGGACUAUUUCACGACCCAGGGGCUGACCACCAUCUAUCAGAUUGAGCAUUACUCCAUGGAUGAUUUGGCAAGCCUAAAAAUCCCUGAGCAAUUUCGCCACGCCAUCUGGAAGGGCAUCCUGGACCACAGGCAGCUCCACGACUUCUCCUCCCCUCCCCACCUCCUGCGGACCCCAAGUGGCGCCUCUACAGUCAGCGUGGGCUCCAGCGAGACCCGGGGCGAGCGCGUUAUAGACGCCGUGCGCUUCACCCUGCGCCAGACCAUCUCCUUCCCACCCCGUGAUGAGUGGAACGACUUCAACUUUGACAUGGAUGCUCGUCGCAACAAGCAACAGCGCAUCAAGGAAGAGGGGGAGUGAGCACCAGGGUGUGAACUCUUCCCAUCCUCUCCCCAUCUGUCUGCCUCCCUACAGGGCGCUAGUACUUGACCUUCGAAGCAUUUUCCCUAGCUCCUCUUCUUCCUCUUCUCAGUCUGCCUCCUUAAGGGAGGAAGAAGUAAGAGGGUCUCUUUGAUCUAAUGUCCAGCCUGGCAUCUGAUUCUGGUUCUGGCUUUAAGCCUUCAAAUCUAUUGCUUGCAGGACUGAAGUUGUCAUGUGUAGGUGGAAGUGAGCAAAAGAGCAGUGGGUGUCUCCUUAAGCUGCAAAGAUUCCUCAUUGACUUUUAUAAAGCAUUUUCACCCUUAUAGUCUAAGACUAUAUAUAUAAAUAUAUAAAUAUACAGUAUAUAUUUUUGGGUGGGGGCAUUGAGUAUUGUUUAAAUGUAAUUUAAAGGAAAGGAAAUGGAGUUGCACUUAUCAACUUAUUUUUUUUUAAUUUACUUGUUUGGAUGGCUUAUCUAUACCCUUUCUUUCAUGGGGUAUCAUGUAUGUAAUAGGUAUCUACAGCUUGAUGGCACACAUGACUCAUAAAAAUGUCCCUUCCGUUCGUUUGAUGCUACACAAUAGCCACAUCAGACUUUUGGGUUGAUCAAGUAGUUUUUACAUUGCGUAUAUUAUGGGUGAGACUGUAUACAUAUGUAUAUGGUUCUCUAUGUUGGCGUUUUUUUAUUUUACUGAUAUUACUACUAGUGAUGGCAGUUCACUUUGGGGUUAUUAAAAUACCUUUUGAAGCACAGCCAAUAUUAUUUGAUAAAUGCUUCUUUUGAAAACCCUCCUAUUAUAUAACAUUCUGCAAGUAGAGGCUUGCUUAUCUUUCUCUCUUCAAGGUUUAAAACAAGAGUAGUGAAAUUCUAAAAUUAUUAGACCAGUUUUCCUGUGGCAUCAGUUGGAUCACUCUAUCAUUUUUCAUUUUUGAUCAAUAAGAGUUUGACUUUGUUGGAAAAUAACUGUGAGAAUCGAGUUUCCCGUCCAUCUCUCUUCUGGACUGUCAUAGACAUAAAAAUGUCCCCACAGAUCAGGGAAUAAGCCUUCCAAUGGAGGUGAUGCUUGAACCACAUAAAUGGAGAGUUAUCUUCAGACUUUGGGAAAAUGUGUGACAAUAUUCCUAUAGAUCUUUCAGAAAGAUGCUUUUUUCCCCCAAAAACUCUAAAACAAAUAUUUUGUACAUAUACCAAUGAAAUCUAAAAUCCUUCUGUGCAUUCUGGUAAAGGGCUAUGAUUGCACAUAAGCUUCCACUUUUGUUUUAAAGUGCAAAAGGGCUAACAUUGCUCAAAAGGAUAAUGUAUGAGUUUCAUCUGAAAAGUGUAUAUAUAUUUUGUGUGUGAAAUUGCAUACUUUGUGUUUCAGUUUUUAUUUUCUUCUUGGGUUAGUGGGUUUUCCAGAACCACAGCUGAAACUUUUUUUUAUUAUUAUUAUUGUUUUUAUAUUUUCAGGGAAACACCAUUUGGUAAGACUAUGAUGUCAAAUAAAAAAAAGGCUAUAAACUGUAAGAUAGGGGGAAGGAAAGUUGUUUUUUAUUAUUAUUUUUAUUUUGUAUGUUAAAGAGAGUAAGUCCUUGAUUUCAAAGUUUUAUUGUGCUUAAAUGGUAAGGGGCACUGUUAAUUUGUAGAAAAAAAAAUAUGCAACUUUGAAAACCUACUAAGAGGGGGAAUGAAAACUGUGCCUUGGCAAUACGUGGGGGGUCAGAUGGCUUCCCCUACUGUCUUGAGGGUUUGAACAAACCUAGGACUUCUUCUGAGAUAUUUCAGCACUGUUCAAGUAGCACUAGGGACUCAGAAGUUCCUGUACUGUAUCUUAUGUGUUUGGCACUAGCCAAAGCUAAGCACAACUACUGGCCUCAUGUCCUGGUGGCAACUUCUGCUCUUUGAGUAUAGGAGUAGCUAGGAAAAGAAGAGUAGACAAGUGGAGAGUGAGCUUAGUAGAAUUCUACAGGCAGAGGGCCUCAGCUCAGUGCACUCUGCUGACAAGUGGAUGGGUUUUUGGUUUGAGGUGAUUGGAAACAGGGAGAAUAGAACUUUCUUCAUUAAAUCCAUUUGCCUUUUGUUUUCUUGAUAUUCUCCUAAAAUACAAUAUGUGGGAUGUUGAAUGUCAAAGGUUGUGUUUUUUUUAUUAUUUUUAUAAUUGUACAAAAGUCAAAUGUCAAAUGUUUUAUAUGCUUUAUUAAUGUUUUGAAAAUUUCUUUCUUAUAGAUGUGAUACUUUUUUUUAAGCUUCUGUUGCUUGUCUUUUGGUAUUUUGUGUAAUGGCCUUUUGGUGAGCCAGAGGCAAAUUAUAAGCCAUUUAUGUUUGCCAGGACAUGCAAUAAAAUUUAAAAAUAAAUAAAAAUGCAUUGAGAAAA